Aspergillus saccharolyticus JOP 1030-1 is the source of this 1625-nucleotide messenger RNA. Its product is annotated as S-adenosylmethionine-dependent methyltransferase. Gene Ontology annotation, cellular component: nucleus. Gene Ontology annotation, molecular function: protein binding. Bases 88 to 1590 code for a protein of 500 amino acids. The record is from RefSeq and is a predicted model, not a curated record. The transcript has 3 exons. NCBI's taxonomy places the organism in Eukaryota, Fungi, Ascomycota, Eurotiomycetes, Eurotiales, Aspergillaceae.
CCGGACUGAGGAAAGCAACCAAAACAGGAAAACAAUCAGCCAAGGCUUAUCGGAUUCUCGUCAAACCCACCGUCACCUUCAGCGAAGAUGUCGCUUUUCCCUCAUACAAUCCCCAUAAGAACCACGCCAUUAGCCGCCCCCGAUGGUUUAGGGAGAGGUCUUUUCGCGACGACCAACGUCGCCGCUGGAGCAGACGUCUUACAUGUCUCUACGCCGUUCGUGGCAGUUUUAGACACCCAUCAGCUGGGGCAAAUAUGCUCUGGCUGCUUCGGAAGAAGACAGCUCGAUGAUGAAGACCGACGAUUGAGAGGCUGCACCGGAUGCCAGGUCGUGAAGUACUGCGACAAGAUAUGUCAAGCCAAAGACUGGAAGUUCGCCCAUUCGCUCGAAUGCUCCAUCUUCCAGAAGCUCAGUCCUCGGAUCCUCCCGAUCAACGCCCGAGCGAUCCUCCGCAUGGUGUUGCGCACAGGUCGACAGAAGUACACCUCCAAGGAUGUAGACAUGUUUCUCCAAUUAGAGACGCAUAUCAAAGAUAUACGGGAGGAGAAUCCCGUUCAGUGGGAGCGGAUCUCCAUGUCCUCCAAGGCAGUCAAGGCCUACUCUGAGACGGAGAUGAAAGAAGAAACGAUCUCUGCAUAUGGUGCCAAGCUCGAGCUGAAUGCCUUCAACCUCACCAAUGCAAUGUACGACCGCGUAGGACUCUACCUCCACCCCUACGCAGCCCUCAUGAACCACAGCUGCGACUACAACGCCGUCGUGGGAUUCGACGGCGACGAGCUGUUCGUCAAAGCCAUCCGGCCCAUCGCCGAGGGUGAACAGAUCUUCAUCUCUUACGUCGACACCACUAACCCGCGAUGGCUGCGGCAGAAGGAGCUCCAAGAACGGUACUACUUCCGCUGUCGGUGCACGAAAUGCGAGACGGAGGAGAAGGAAGGGAAGGAGGGGCAGGGGGAGGCAGCAACAGCAACAGCAGCAGCAGUAGCAGCAGUAGAAGCAACUGAGGCCAAUGCCUACGCCCUCCUCUCCCGCAGUCCAGACUCCACCGAUCCUCACUCCCUCGCAGCCGAAAUUUCCCUCCUGCUGGGCGGCCUACCAGAAACACAAAUUACGAGGCAACCCUACGUCUCUCUCCGCGACGAACUGAUCGCUACCCUGCUCACCCUCCAAAGAUACAAAGCGGCCUUCGCGCACGCCGCGGUGCGGUAUCUCCGCAUCGACCCCGUCGUGUAUCCGCAGGAGAUCCAUCCGAUCCGUCAGGUUCAUGCCUGGGCGCUGGCCAAGUUGGCGGUGCUGCUGUCGCAGGGGAUUGAGGUGGCGCAUGGGGGAGAGGAUGAGCUGGAGCUGGAGCGGUACGAGGUGAAUUUUAGUUUGAUCCUCUGGGAGGUGUUGCAGAGGUUGGUCAGUCUAGAGGAUAAGAGUUGUAAUGUCCCGGCUUUUCAGAGGUUGGUGAAGGCCCUUUUCGGGCAAGUAACCACGGAAUUUGUGGCAGGGGGGUUGGAUCCGAGGCGGAUGGAGAGAGAAAUCAACGGGGAGUGGGGCAAGGUUGGUAAAUUGGUGGAGUGGACGGUUGAUGCGAGGAGGAUUGAGUAGGCUGGGGAAACGGGAGGAUAAGAGGGUCGAGUAUU